Molecule: messenger RNA, 1210 nt
Organism: Esox lucius (northern pike)
Lineage: Eukaryota; Metazoa; Chordata; Actinopteri; Esociformes; Esocidae
Gene: cwc15
Product: CWC15 spliceosome associated protein homolog
Exons: 7
Coding region: 128-856 (242 amino acids)
Biological process (GO): mRNA cis splicing, via spliceosome
Cellular component (GO): catalytic step 2 spliceosome
Molecular function (GO): RNA binding
Source: RefSeq, a predicted model, not a curated record
CAUAUUUGACGAUUGUUUUUUAAAUAAAGAAAAACCGUAAUAGUAUUAUUUUAGAAAACACUUGUAUUUUGCGUUACAUUGUUUUUCUUUAUGUAAAGUUUGUCACAGAGCAAGAGAUUCGCCAAAAAUGACAACAGCCGCAAGACCGACAUUUGAGCCGGCGAGAGGAGGGAGGGGGAAGGGAGAGGGGGAUCUUAGUGCGUUGUCCAAACAGUACUCCAGCCGAGACCUGCCCGGUCACACCAAGAUCAAAUACAGACAGCCCACCCAGGAUGCCCCAGAGGAGGUGCGUGCCCGGGACUUCCGCAGGGAGCUGGAGGAGAGGGAGCGUGUUGCUGUCCGGGAGAAGAACAGAGAGAGGGGACCUAGAGAACACACUACAUCCUCCUCCUCAUCGUCGUCCUCAAAGAGGCCCAGACUAGACCAGAUUCCUGCUGCCAACCUGGACGCAGACGACCCUCUCACAGACGAUGAUGAUGAGGAGGACGACGACUCCGAGGACACUGAUGAUGAUGACACUGCGGCUCUGCUGGCUGAAUUGGAGAAAAUAAAAAAGGAGCGGGCCGAAGAGCAGGAACGCAAGGAGCGGGAGCAGAAAGCAGAGGAGGAGAGGAUUCGCAUGGAGAACAUCCUGAGUGGGAAUCCUCUGCUCAACCUGGCUGGGCAGCAGCAGCAGCAGCCCCAACAGAUCGUCCCCACCCCGACCGCCUUCAGUGUCAAGCGGAGGUGGGACGAUGAUGUGGUGUUUAAGAACUGUGCCAAGGGAGUGGAUGAGGCGCGGAAAGAGAAACGAUUUGUCAACGACACUCUGCGCUCCGAGUUCCACAAGAAAUUCAUGGAGAAAUAUGUGAAGUAGAAGUUGAAGCUCUGCUGUAAAUGUUUCAUUUUUCUCUGCUGUUUCCAGUUAAAAGGUAGAAGACAUUUCAUUCGUAACCAAGUGAUAGUGGUUGGUCUGGCAACAUUGAAUGACCCUGAAAAAGGGAGUGCUAUCCUCUGACUUUAUUACCCCCUUGGACAGGAUCCUUUGUAUAUAAAUGAAUCCAAUGCCCGACCUGAACUGGUUUUAAAUUGUUCUGUGUAAAGCAUUUUCCUCCUAUAAACGGAUUGGUUACAACGGCAACAUCUUUCUUUGUUUGUUUUUACUUUUACAUUUUUUUUAGUGAUGUCCAAAUGUCUAAUUAAAUAAAAAUUGAGAAUUAAGUAUUUUUAA